Messenger RNA from Paramecium sonneborni, 928 nucleotides. The record is from the annotation of a GenBank genome assembly. Lineage: Eukaryota; Ciliophora; Oligohymenophorea; Peniculida; Parameciidae.
AUGAAUCCAAAACUUGAACUAAAAUUAUUAAGCCAUUUUUAAACUUUGGAAGGAAAAUUAUCUUUAUUGUUCUUGCAUAUUUCAGAUAAUUCAGCUGGUUUCUAACAUGUUGGUAGCUAAAAAGAAUAAUUCACAGCCUUUUAUAAUAUAUGUAUACAAAAGUAAACUACAUUUUCAUUUUAUCAAGAAUCAAUACUUUAAUAUUUCUAAAAAAUGGAACAUAAUAAUAAUCUUUUGAAAAGUAAUGUAUAUUUUGUCCGAAAUUAAAGACAAAUUCCAUUUAAUAAUUGAUAUUACAUUUACUCUUAUUUCAUAAAACUAAAUACAGCUAUAAAUUUACCCAUUAUUAAAAUGAAAAAGUCUUGCAUAUUGCUUAUUUCAGAUAAUAACCAAAGAUCUUAUCUAAUGUUUUUAGACAUUAUAAAGCCAUUAAUUAAAAUUAAUUAGAGUGUUUCAUGUUUUUAACGCUUUUUUCUCAAUCUAAUUCAGAGUUUUACUAAAAAAAUAGUAAUAAUUAUUAAAUCUACUUUUAGAUCUUCCUCUUGAAUAAGAUUAAUAAAUCUCUAAUCUAAUGAGUUAAAAAUAAUUUUAUUGUGGUCCUUCAAAAAAUUUUAGACCAGUAUAGAGGAUUGAAGAAUUCAAAGAAUUGGAAACUUUAGAUUUUGAAGCAUUCAAAUAAAAUGAGUUAAUUUGUUUGGCAAAAUCUUCUCCAGAAUUUAAAGGUACUCCAAUCCAAUAGUUUAUGAUAUUAUACAAUUCUAGAGUUAUGGAAGAAAGGCCAUAAUAAUUAAAAGAUUUUCUAAAGUAAUUUACUAGAUUGUAAGGAGAGUUGGCAAUUUGUUUUCAGAAUCAUUUAUUUACAUUACUUUGCUAUAGUAUGUUAGAUUAAUAAACAUUUGUUGAGUUAUCACUUAUGAUAUAGAAAUGA